This is a messenger RNA of Phytomonas sp. Hart1, 993 nucleotides long. The record is from the annotation of a GenBank genome assembly. Lineage: Eukaryota; Euglenozoa; Kinetoplastea; Trypanosomatida; Trypanosomatidae.
GAAUCGAUUUUUUUUCCAUUUUUUAGAUCACUGUGAACGAAAAAAAAAUACUAAACAGGGAAUUUUAUCCCUUACAAUGGCCUCUGAAUUUUUUGAACACAUUAUUACCUUCAUCCGAAAGUUUCUUUCCUUAAUCAUUGGCCUAGUCUUGACUUUUGGCGUAGCAAUAUACGUGGUCGGUUCAAGUUUCGUUAUUUUCAAGGAUGAUAACCUCGGUAAUGUUGGAUUUACUCAUCUAAUUGCUAUUUUACUUUCUACAGGGACGACCUUCAUCUACCUAACGCUCCAUUUUAUUCCGCGCAAGGCGUAUCGGCUGCUUUACACCAUCACCGGUUUAUUGCUCUUAAGCAUCUUUUUCUGCGCACACUCGCUCGGGCUCACUGUGCCGACCGUUUCGGACUGCAGCAAUGGCAAUUUUCAACAGAUGAGCGUGAAAUCCAAAGGAGGGUCAAAGGACAUGAAUGUGGUGUUUGGAUCCAUUGGGCAGGAAAUUAGAACUUGCUCUGGCAAUAAAAUGCUCUUAGUAGGGGCGCUUAUUACUAUCCUCAUGAUGAUUGCCGCUAUUUUUCAAGUGCAAAUGAUCUUGUUGAAUCGUGUGAGGUCAAAAACCUAUGGAGAGCGUUUUGUGGAAAUGGGUAUUAGCAAUUAAAAUUGAUUGUGUAAUAUAGCUAAAAACUAAUAUUUAGAUACCCUUACUUAGUUUUACAUAGUCUUGUUUAUUUCUAUUUGUUCUUUUUUAUUGCAUUUUGUCCAUAAGAGUGGCUGUAUACUGAAAAAUCUCUGUACUUAUUCAUGACUUGUGGGGUGAAUGCACACCUCUAGGUGAAGGAAAUUGAGUAUACUAAAACGACAGCUGGCAAAGAGAAGAGCUUUUUACCCUAGAUGAGAUUUUUUGAAAGUAAAUUUAAGAUUGCAUAUUCAUGUUUAUGGAAACAAUAAAUAGUAUAACGAACACUAGUCUCAAAAAAUGAACCUAAUUUGUACAAUGAAUAA